CUGGUCAAGACAACUGUCAAUGCCAAAAGUCAAUGUCAAAUUGCAAUAGCGGCCGCUCCACGUUGUAGUAUUUACUUAUUUUUGUGAAUAAAUAAUAACUGACUAAUAAAUUCUGUUGGUCCUUCCUUAAAUCUCUAAAGUAACCAACAAAAUGGCUAAAAAAGGCAAACCUAAGAUAAGUAAAGUGAAAAGAAACAAUCAAACAACGAACAAAAUGAAGAAGCAGGGUAAAUUGAAGUUACAGAGGCAUAGAACAAAAGUUCAAAAGCAGAAACAGCCUUCUCAGCCACAGGUAGAGUACAGCAGUGAUAGCGAGUCUGCGUCCGGUGAAGAGUGGGCUGAUAUGUUGGACGAUGAGGAACAGAAAUAUAUCAUGAGUCGCUUGGCCAAACAACCGCAGUUGCUCUCCAACGUUCCAGAAAAGGAGCACGAAAAUAAGAGCAGGUCAAGAAAACGAAAGAAGAUAGACAAGGGUAAAGUACCUAAGAAACUUCUGAGCAAUGAUAGUGGUGCAGAGAGUGAAGAAGAUGGGUCUGAUGGUAGUGAGCUCGAGGAAAACUAUGAGAAGGAACUGGCUGAGAGACCACCCAAGAAAAUGAGACCUCUGCUGCCAAUCAAGACUAAAGAUGGGGUCCAGGAAAGAAUGGAAGAGUAUGAAGAAAGUGAUUCAGAAAAAGAAAAUGAAAAAGAUGUAGAAACUGAGGAAAUUGAAACUGAAGAGGAGGCACAAGAUAUGGACUCUGACUCGGGGAUGGGAGGUACUGAGGAUGGCAACGAUGCGCAGGGUGGUGAGGUCAUUAGCACAGUUCAGCUGAUGGCAGCCAGGAGGGAUCGACUCAAUCACGACAAGCUGAGGAUUGGUGCUCUGUGCUCUUCACUGCUUGAAUGUCCUGAGAAAAAAUUGAAAAAUUUCUACCCAAUCUUAUAUCUAAUGGAGGAGCGACUCAAAGACGGAGCUCUGAACUUGCACUCAGUCCGUAAGAUAGCAACACUAUCUGCUUAUGAAGUAUUCAAAGACAUCUUGCCAGACUACUACUUACGGCAUCAAGAUUACUCUAAUGUUAAGUUGAAAAAGGAUACUUUAGCCCUGUACAAAUAUGAGAAGGAGUUACUGGAGUUCUACAAGAGGUACUUGCAGCGGCUGGAGAAGGCUGCUGCCGUGCUGCGCCGUAAGAAAGGUGAUAACAGAAAACCCGAUGAAGCAGCAGUGAGUUUAGCACUGGUAUCCCUGAGUUGUAUGUCCGGGUUGCUAGUCGCUCGUCCUCAAUUCAACUACGCCACAAACAUCGCUCAAAGCAUAGUGCCUUUUCUGGAUUGCAAAGAUCCAAAGGCCAGGGAGACUGUUACCGAUGCCUGCAAGAACGUUUUCAACGACGACAACAAAGGAGAAAUAACCUUGACGGUUGUGCGACUAGUCAACCAACUAGUCAAGCGACGCGGUGAUCGCUUACAACCGUCGGCUUUAGACUGUCUCCUGUCACUACGCAUCAGGGACGUAGACAUGGACGCUGAACAAAACCUUCAGCAUAAGAAGAAACAGGAGGAGAAGCACAAGAAGAGGAUCAUCAACUUGUCCAAGAAGGAAAAGAAGAGAGCCAAAAAGCUAAAAGAGGUAGAACGCGAGCUCCUCGAGACGGAGGCUCAAGAGAGUGAGGUGGCGCGCCGCAAACAUUUGGCGGAAGUGUGCAAGACCGUGUUCCACAUCUACUUCCGGUUGCUGAAGGCCGCGCCCAGUACGGGCUUGUUGGCCGCCGCACUUAAUGGAUUGGCCAAGUUCACCCACGUGAUAAACCUGGAGUACUACUCGGACCUGGUGUCUAUAAUGUCUCGCCUGGUGGGGGACGAGCUAGUGGGUCCGCGGGACCGGGUCCUAUGCGUGCGUGCGGUGCUGGCCAUCCUGGCCGGCGCCGGGGAUGCUCUCAACCUGGACCCGGCCAGGUUCCACGCCUAUCUGUACACGGCGGCUAUUGGAGUUCAUGCGGGUUCCUCAUCACAGGACCCCAAGAUAGUGUUAGAAGCGGUGAGCCAGAUCUGCGCCCGAGCUCGCCGCGUGUCUUCGGCAGUAUUGCAGGCGUUUGCGAAACGAUUGUUAACAAUAUCCACACAACUGCCGCACAAUUACGCGAUUGCGGCACUUUCUCUGCUGCAGCAAUUGGCACAGCAAAGUAAACCCGUAUCCAAUCUAGUAGAAGCCGCGGUCACUACGGAGAUAGAAUCAAUAGGUUCCGGACGAUUCGACCCUCUACUGAAUGACCCGGAACAUGCGCGCGCGCAACAAUCCUGCCCGCACGAGAUGAGGGUAUUAAUGGCACAUUAUCACCCCACUGUCAGAGAAACGGUUAAAGCUUUAGCUACGGGGAAUAGUGUGCAGGAACUGAACAAACUGUCACUCUCACAAAUCCUGUCGAGUUACGACGGGUCCCAGAUGGUGUUCAAACCCGCGAUCCCUCCGCCUCGGGCCGCCGCCGGCCGCUCCACCAACGCUGCCCUGCGGCCCCACCACUGGGCACAAUCCGAUCUAAAGACUAUGUGCGAAACGGUCGAGAACGGGGUUGAGUUAAUAUUUAAACAUGGUGACAGGUGAUCAUGAAUAAAUAAUGCUUUAAUAAUAAAUUGUUUGUUGCAAUUAUUUUUUGUGUAAUAAUUUUGACUACAAUCCUUAAACAAACUAAUAAUAAUC
Chilo suppressalis (striped riceborer) is the source of this 2680-nucleotide messenger RNA. The record is from the annotation of a GenBank genome assembly. NCBI's taxonomy places the organism in Eukaryota, Metazoa, Arthropoda, Insecta, Lepidoptera, Crambidae.